This is a messenger RNA of Pogonomyrmex barbatus (red harvester ant), 1174 nucleotides long. RefSeq names its product alpha-ketoglutarate-dependent dioxygenase alkB homolog 4. Gene Ontology annotation, biological process: demethylation. Lineage: Eukaryota; Metazoa; Arthropoda; Insecta; Hymenoptera; Formicidae. The record is from RefSeq and is a predicted model, not a curated record. Gene Ontology annotation, molecular function: oxidoreductase activity; demethylase activity.
CUUAAAAAUAAAUUAUGAUUAAGAGCGUAAUUUUUAAAUUGAUAAUCUAAUGAGAAACAAGUGUCUCCUUCGAAUCGAUACAUCGACGAUGGCAAAUUGAUAACUCGUCGUGCUUUCGAGAAUCGACUUUCGGACACGCGUUCGCUGAGGCUGUCAUUUCGUGUGUUUUAUUGCGCGAUAUCUUUAAAAAAGAAAAGAAAACGGUGAAGAAAUGGAGACCGUCCGACCAUGCGGCUGCAAAGGAAUACGUUCUUGUUUGAUUUGCGAAGACGAAUACGAGAUCUCGAAGCCAGACCUGAUGAGUGAAUUACAGAAAAACAAAAGUUAUAUUUAUUGUCCAUAUUGUAAUAAAUUAUCACCUGGAUGGAAUAUAGACGUAUAUAAGAAACAUCCUAAUCAUGGAGAAAAUUUAAUUGAUUAUCCUGGUGUUUAUAUUAAGCUAGAUUUUUUAAACAAAGAUGAAGCUAAGGAGCUUAUAGAAGCGCUCGAUGAUCUUCCUUGGGAAGCCUCACAAAGUGGUAGAAGAAAACAGAAUUUUGGACCAAAAUGUAACUUUAAAAAGCAGAAGUUGCAAUUAGGAACAUUUAAUGGUUUUCCCAAGACUACACGAUUUGUACAGAGUAAAUUUGAGGAAAUACCAUUGUUACACGGUUUUAAAACUGUCGAGCAAUGUUCACUUGAAUAUAAUCCUGAACGAGGUGCUUCUAUUGAUCCCCAUAUAGACGACUGCUGGAUCUGGGGUGAACGCAUAGUAACCGUCAACGUUCUCGGCGAUUCUAUUUUGACUAUGACUCCUUACAAUGGACCAUUAACACGAUACAAUUUAGAUUGCGUUUCAAAAUAUAAUUCAAUUUUAAACGAAGACGAUAAUACAUCAUCUCUAGACAUUGAUGAUAACGUAGUAGUACGAUUACCAAUGCCUGCGAGAUCACUUAUGGUUUUAUAUGGUCCAGCAAGAUAUAAAUGGGAACAUUCUGUACUUCGACAAGAUGUCACGUCGAGACGCGUUUGCCUUGCUUAUCGCGAACUAACGCCUCCGUAUCUUGAAAAUGGAGAGCAUCAAGAAGAUGCUUCUGAAAUUUUGAGGCAAACUUCAUUUUUUUGGUAAUGUUAAUAGGAAAUAUAUUUAAAUAAUUAUAUUUAUUUAUAAAAAAUAAUAUUCUUUAAGGAUGUA